Molecule: messenger RNA, 1232 nt
Organism: Nymphaea colorata (pocket water lily)
Lineage: Eukaryota; Viridiplantae; Streptophyta; Magnoliopsida; Nymphaeales; Nymphaeaceae
Exons: 3
Coding region: 114-1094 (326 amino acids)
Source: RefSeq, a predicted model, not a curated record
AAGCUAAAACCUCUCUCACAACAAAAUCGGAUUCUGCCGAUUACGAUGCGGGUCGCAUUGGCUUCUUAUCACAAACAAUUUACUGGCCAUCCUUCGCGGGAGAGGAACGAGCAAUGGCCAUGGUUCACUCGUCUCUGUCUUCAUCCCCUCGUCGUUGGUUGAGAUCCGCGUCGUUCCCCACUCUUUGCUCUAGAUUCUUCUUUCCUGCUUCUUCUUCUUCUGUUCGCUACCACUAUCGUGCUUCUCCUUUCACUUUCAAGCUCAUACCAGCGAGAUGCAGUGGCUCCGUGGAGGGGGGAAGCGACGCAAGCUCAAAGGGCAUCCUCUCGGAGAUGCUGGACAAGGGAGUGGAGGAGUUGCUCAGGAGCGAAGGGAACAGAGGGCUCGUAGAAGAGCUCCAGAGAGCCGAGAAGAGGGUACAGGACGCUAGAAACGAGUUGGCGGAGAUUGAGAGGCAAGAAAGAGAAGCUGCCAAUCUCAAGGAGUACGUCCGGAAGCUCGAAAUCAGAGCAUCUGAGAUUGAAGAAUGCCAGCGAGAAAUUUCUUUGGCAAGAACCAUGAUUGAAGAGGCCGAAAGCACUCUUUCAAGCAACAUAGACCGGACUGAUCCCAUGAACGAUUCAUUUAGCACUGAAACAGGUGACGUCGACAAGGAGGCUGAGAGAUGGGAAUCUGUGAAAGCUUCAUCUGUUUCUGCUGUUGUGGGAACAUUGGCAGGGCUGCCCAUAACCUUGGCGCAAGCCAAUAGCGACGUUGAGGUAUUACUGCAUGCAGCAGUUACGUUUAUCAGCUGUGCGUUGUUUGGAGUUACAUUUCGCUACACAAUGCGAAGAGAUUUGGACAAUAUUCAACUUAAAACAGGAACUUCUGCAGCCUUUGGUUUUGUGAAAGGCCUUGCAGAACUAGAGGGAAUGUUCCCAAUGCAGUUCAACGAAUACACCCUUGUGAAUUGUGCAAGGGAUGCAGCAAUAUACGUCUCGGAAAAUAUAUUUAUCUUUCUUUUUGCUGCAAUUGGACUUGAUUACUGUUUCAAGGUGAGGCUUUUGAGUCCCUUCCCAAUGCGAAGCUCAUCUUCCAGAACCACUUCGAGAUAAGAAAACAAUGAUCUUUUCAGGUCUUUUCACUUCUUACCAUCACUGCGCCUGUAUAAAAGCAACGAAGAUAUAUCUAUUAACAGCUACUGUUAAGGUGUAAUUACUCUCGAUUGUUCUAAGAGACUGCCUUUUCUUUUG